Messenger RNA from Arachis stenosperma, 726 nucleotides. RefSeq names its product protein FAR1-RELATED SEQUENCE 9-like. The transcript has a single exon. Lineage: Eukaryota; Viridiplantae; Streptophyta; Magnoliopsida; Fabales; Fabaceae. Gene Ontology annotation, molecular function: zinc ion binding. Bases 1 to 726 code for a protein of 241 amino acids. The record is from RefSeq and is a predicted model, not a curated record.
AUGCGGCACAGAAAGGAUUUGGCAGACUUUAAAUCAUCAACUGGACAACCUGUGAUGCAGACACACUUUCAACAAUUAGAAAGGUCAGCAGCUACCAUUUAUACUCGGCAAAUUUUUGUGUUGUUCCGUUCAAUGCUCCACAAGGCCAGCACAUUGAAGGUAAUAUAUGAAGAAGAAACGAGUUCUUGCAAGAUUUAUCAGGUGUCAAAAUUUUACAAGCCUAACAUGAUAUGGCAUGUGUCUUUUCAUGGAGAGCAAGAUGAAUUUAAAUGCUCAUGCAUGAGAAUGGACUCCAUAGGUAUUCCAUGUAGUCAUAUACUUGCUGUUUUGGAUUUUCUAGACAUUGCAGAGCUGCCAAAAUCAUUAGUGCUGCGAAGAUGGACUAAAAAAGCGAAGGAAGGCAUUAGUGGGUAUGAUGACAUGGGCGGCUUGAUGGAGGAUUCCUUGGCUAUCAAUCGGCGUGCAUGUUUGGCACAUUGGUGUAAACAAAUUAUGAACGAAGGGUGCCUAAAAGGGGAUAUUUUUAAUGAAUCACGAGAUGCAUUGGUAAAUAUACUUUCAUGUAUUAGGGCUCAUAGCGGGGACAAUAACAUGAUGGAGGAGCAUGCGGAAUACAUGUAUGAAGACCUUGCAAAGAAUGGAAGUACUGAGAUAGAGACCACAAGGAAGCCUAAGCGUUGCAGCUACUGUCGCAAGGGGGGCAUAACAUUGCUACGUGUUCCAUGA